Messenger RNA from Naegleria lovaniensis, 1365 nucleotides. RefSeq lists its product as uncharacterized. NCBI's taxonomy places the organism in Eukaryota, Heterolobosea, Eutetramitea, Acrasida, Naegleriidae. The record is from RefSeq and is a predicted model, not a curated record. Bases 1 to 1365 code for a protein of 454 amino acids. The transcript has 2 exons.
AUGCUGCUUUAUUUGUUGGUACCUGUAGCUCUGGCUGCAGUUGUAUUCUUCUUUUUGGGAACUAGUAAUAAGAGAACCUAUGAAAACAAGGUCGACUUACUCAACAAGCCUGUAGACUCGAAAAAGAAGAAGACGGAAAAGAAGAAGCAGCCCAAGUUAAUUGUCAAUGAGGAUGAAAUUGAGCAAGCAUCCAAUGCUAAACUCACUGAAAUUGACGUUGCUGAAAUGUACGGAUUGAACAAGAAGAAGAAGCCUGCCGUGGUAGCCCAAGAAAAGAGCAAGCCUUCCAAGAAGCAACAAGCAAAAGAGGAACAACAACAAGAACAACAACAACCAACAGAAGAUGAAGAUGCUAGCAAGAAUGAAGGAUUCCUUUUAGUGAAAAAGCCAGAAUUGACCGGACGUAAGAAGGAAGAAAAGAAGGUCGACAAGAAGGACAAGAAGAAGGAUGAAAAGAAGAAGAACAAAUCCAUCUUUAAAAAGCUUGUGAAUGACGAUUCUGCCAAGCCACCAGGUGUCGGUGAGAAGAAGGAAGAAGCAGCUGCUGCUUCCGAAGAAGAAGGUAGUAAAAAGAAAAAGUCAUCUGAAAAGUCCUCCGAUGAAAAGUCGAUGACUGAAAAGAAGACUGAAAAGACCACCAAAAAGGCCCCACAAACCGAGGAGAAGAAUGGAAAGAAGGAAAAGGCUUCUAAAAGCAGUGCAUCUCAAACUGGCGAGGUAGAGUCUGACGCUUCACCAAAAGAAGAAAAGAAGGCUGCUUCCGAAGAAAAGAAACCUGAAAAGAAGCCAAUCACUGUUGUGAAGGAUCCAUACGCUACACAAGACGAUUUCUGGGAUGAAAACAUUAGAGAGGUCGAACCACCAAAGCCAAAGACCAAGACUCCAAAAGAUCAAAACACUGUUGAGAAAACUAAGGAACCAAAAGAACCAAAAGAAAAGAAGGAACCAAAAGAACCUAGAGAAAAGAAGGAACCAAAGGAGCCAAAACAACCAAAGGAAAAGAAGGAAUCAACGGAACCAAAGAAGACUGAAAAGUCAAAGGAACUCACUACUUCAAGCAAGAAGAAGGACAAGAUUACUUCUGUUAAAAUCCAUGUCAAUGCUGACGCUUCAAGCUCAACUGCAACAUGGAACUCAUCUUCUCCUUCUACCACAGGAGCAGAGUCGUCUUCAGACGAUUCCAACUUCCCCAAGGUUGGUGCAAAGAAGGUGAAACCACCAAAACCAGCAGCAUCCUCUUCAUCUUCUGAGACAGCUCAAGAUCACGAGAACCCACUCAAGAGAGAGAGCGAAACUAAAUUUGAAAUUGAGUAUGCUUCCCCUGAAGAAAAGAGAGUUAAAAUGACUGAAAGUGAAGAGCAAUAA